AUGGAGAACCUGACGGACAUCCACAAGGUGAGAGAGGCCUUGGAGCCUUCCUCUUCCCUCAUGCCGGCACUCCAGGAUGAGCUUCGUCGCAUGCUGGAGAAGUUCCAGAAGCAGAAGGUCGAGAUCUCGUCGAUCUCCUCCUCCUCAGUCAUCCCGAGGGCUAGGCAGGAGAGAUACAAGCCGGAAGGAAGGAGGAAGUGGGGCGACAGCGACGAGGAAGGACUUGGCGACAUGGGCGGCAGCAGCAAGUACGGGCUGUCAGAGGACAAGGACUUGAAAGCUUUCGACGAAGACUUCAAGAAACUGAGGCUGGAGCGGGAGGAGCUGGUGGAGGAGACCAACGGGCUGAGGGCAGACAUGCGAUCCUUGAUCGGGGACGAGCGGAAGGGGGAGAGGAGGCACAAGCCGCAGGACGUGAGCUUCCUGCAGUACACGACUGCAUCGUCUCCCGCGAGGGGAGGGGAGGACGAGUCGCUGGUGGAUGACUCGCGCUCUCGACAGACGAGGGGCACUCUUGCACAGGAUGUGUCCAGCUGGUCUGCAGGAAGAGAUGAGGUGGACAAGAGGAGGGAGGUUGUCCUUGUCGCCAACAGAGGGUGGAAGGGGGAGGAGCACGGGAGGGAGCAGGCAGACGCAGUGCCGUCUGAGCGGCAGUCUUCACGUGCGAAACCUUCGAGGAGGGCUGCAACGCCCGAUGAGGAGCAGGAGGAGGGAGAGACGUCGAGGUCUGACCUCGAGUCGAAGUUCCGAGUGCUGUGCAGGAAGCAAGCAUCUCUGCAGGAGCAGGCGAUCACUGUUGAAGCUCGUGAGAAGUCGCUGAAGACGAGGGAGGAGAAGUACGCCAAGUUGCUGGAAGAGUUUGGCGAGCAGAGGACGAGGCUCAAGUCGACCCAGGAAGCUGUCUUCGCCCGCGCUGCCAAGCUCGAGGCAGAGGAGGAAAGGCUGAAGCGAAAGGAGCAGGAGAUGAACGAGAGGAUGAAGAGGAUGAGAGACGCUGAGGAGGAGGAGGAGAAGAGGAAGGCCGAAGCGCGGGCCGAGCAGGAGAGGAUGAAGAUGAGAGUGGAAGAGAUGGAUAAGAGGGAGAGAAACCUUCAGGCGCUUCAAGCGCAAGUUGAUGAAAGGGUGAAGAGCAGCGAAGAGAUGAGGAGGAAGGAGGCGAUCCGCGUGGAGGAGAGCAAGCAGGAGAUCAAGAAGCUGGCGGAUCGCCUGCAAGAACUUCUCGCGUCGAAUACAGAGGUUGAAAAUCUGCUCAAGGACGAAAGGAAGGGCCUCGAGGAAGAGAGAAACAAACUUGCAGCUAAGGAGCAACAAGUGAAGAGGAUGGGGAAAGAGCUGCAGUCGAAGUUGGAGGAGGAGGACGUUGUCAAGGUCUGUUUGCCCAGACAUGAGGAAAGUGGUGACAAGGAGACGGCAGGAGGAGCUGAAGGAGCUGACGAAGCGCGUGAGGGAGCUGGAGGAGACGCUCGGGCCCAGCUGAGCUUGUUCGCGGCAGUGCUGAAGGACGGGGAGCUGAACGAGGUUCAAGAGCAGCUGCAUGAAACAAUGCUGCUCGUGGAAGAAGAGCGAGCGAGGAGAGCAGAUGUGGAGCUCCAGCUGAAGAGGAGGCAGGAGGAAGUAGAGGAGCUUCAGCAGAGGAGGAAGGAGGAUGAGCUGGAGCUGGACAAGAGCCAGACGCUGGUGAAGACGUUGAAGCGACAGGUCGGCAGCCUGGAGCAGGAAAGGGCGAGGCAGGAGGACUCAGAAGAAGAGAGGAAGAAGCUGCAGACCUGGAUCGCUCAAGUCCGCGAGCGGGAGGAGAAGCUGACAAGAGUGGCCAAAGAGAUGGAAGAAGCGUCUGAGAAGCAGGAGGCGGAGCUUGAGGAGAGGAGCAAGACGCUGCGGGGCAAGUUGAUCCAGCUCGAGGAAGAAUACAAAGGGAAGGAGCAGGAGCUACGUGAGCGGGAAAGGGAGCUGAGUAGGAGGGAGGAGCAAGUGAAGCAGCAGCAGCUGAAGGUGGAUGCGAGGGAGGAGCAGGUGCUGGAGCAGCAGGCGUCGCUGGAGCAGCAGGCAGAGAGGGUGCGCAAGGAAGCAGACUGGAGCAGCCAGCAGAUGCAGACGCGCAUUUCCAAGGAUGCAGAGGACCUGAUGAGACAGCAGGAGGCCCUUGCAGCUCUUAGAAGCGAGCUGGAAAGAAGGGAGAAGAACCUGCAGGAGCGGGAGACCAGCCUGGCAAAGUGGGAAGGAGAGAUCAAACAGUCGGCCAUGGAGGCUGAGCGGAUCAUAGAGGCGGCGGAUGCUCGUCGGGCGGGAGUGCAAGAGUCGCUCUUCACCCUCUCCCGCGCGCAAGCGGAGCGGCAGACGCACAUGACGGGGCUGGAGAGGAAGGAGGAGACGCUGAGAGAGCAGCUCGGGCUCAUCGACACGAAGAUGGCGCAGCUGCAGGAGAGGGAGAGGAACCUGAGUAGGGAGAGCUCUCGCCUGCAGGAGGAGAGGAGGAAGUUCCAUCAGGAGCAGGAGGACGCGGAGCGGGCAGCCCGGGAGGAGGCGCAUGUGUUCGAGCACACCAGCAGCGAGAUCCGCAAGAAGCUGGAGGAGCUCGCGUCCCAGGCGUCAGACCUGCAGGCUACUCGUGCCGAGCUUGAGGCUCGAGAAAAGGAAGUGAGCGCUGUCGAGGCCAGGCUGGAGUCUAAGGCCAGGAAGCUGCACCAUCUCGAAUCCUCGCACGGAGCCACCAGGAUGUACAGCACGGGCAUGAGCCAGUCCCUCUCCGCCUCCGACCUCCUCCGCCCAUCCGCUUCUGACCAUCUUGCCUACCCCAUGGAUCCCAUCGAACAUCUUGCCAUGAUCGAGCGGAGAGCAGAAGAGGUCCGGCGCAAGGAGCAGGAGCUGGUGGAGAAGCGGAGAGCUCUCGAGCGAGAUGUAGAGAUGCACAACAGUCGCUUCUCGUUGGUGGAGCGAAACCUGCAGAAGAAGAUUCAGAAGCUGGAGAAACUUUCCAAGGAUCGUUGA
Molecule: messenger RNA, 2988 nt
Organism: Guillardia theta CCMP2712
Lineage: Eukaryota; Cryptophyceae; Pyrenomonadales; Geminigeraceae
Exons: 16
Coding region: 1-2988 (995 amino acids)
Source: RefSeq, a predicted model, not a curated record